AUGUACUAUUUAUUUGUCCUCCAAUAUCUCCAAACAACUUUUCGUCCAAUUUAUUUAAUUCUUCUGCUAAUUCUGCCAAAGUUAAUUUUAGGGAUUGUUUGGGUUGUUUGUCUUUCUUUUUUUGUUUUUCCUGGGUCUUCUUUUUCUUUGUCUUCUUUGGUGGUACUGGAUUUGGGGUGGAGGUUACUGUUGUUGUGUCUGUAUUAUCUGAAUUGAAUUUCUUGUUAUCUUGAAAAAUGUAAUGCCUUUUUAUCUUAAUUUUAAAAUAAGAGACCCACUAGUCUUAUUCUGCAAAAUAUAAGUAAAUUUCAGGGAAUUCUCAAAAAAUUCCCAAAAUUCGGAAAUUGCCAAGGAAAAUUUUCUCAUUUCCAGUUUUCCAGAAUUGAGAAAAACCCUAACAACGUCGGGAUUUUUCGAUUUUAGGAUCUCUAAGCCAUAUUUAUUCAAGUAGCAUACCGUAUUUUCUCGAUUAAUUCCCCUGGAGAAUUAGUAAAGGGAAUUAUUCGAGUUUUGGCAUUUGAACGUGCAGUAGAUUAUUUGAGGGCAGGGAAUUAUUGUUUCAAUCUAACUCUAGCAUGGUGAAUUAAUCGAAGGUGGAAUUAUUCGAGGGAGGGGAACUAAUCGAGAAAAUAUGUUAUAGAGCUUAUCUAAGCUUUUGUAACAUCUACCAUUUAUUUCUUUAUCAUUAACAGUAGUAGGGUGUUCCUCAUCAAUCACAGUACUUGCUGUCUCUUCAAUUUUCUUUUCACCAGUUUCUUCGAUAUUGCCUGAAAUUAUCUUCUUGGCAAAAUCUUCUUCAUGUUUCAGUUCUUCCAAUUCUGUUUGGAUUAUUCCAAUAUUUUCUCUUGUUUUGUUGUUGUCCUCAGUGUUGCUGUUUUGGUCAACAGUUGUUUGGCUGUUCGUAUCGCUUUGUUUAUUGUCUUCUUAAUAUAAAGGAUUAAAUUUCUUCCUUUGUACUUAGUAUUCUAUGUUUUUACCCCUCUCCAACGGAUUUGGGGAAUAUUAGAAUCUCCUGAUUAUGCUCUAGAUCCGAAGAGACCGGAGGGGUGUAAGGGUGGUAAGACAAGUUUGGAUGGGUGUAAAAUCAUGCUCGAUACCCGGGAUUUUUUUCGAGAUAACGUCCAAUUCUGAUCCCUAUUUUCCAGAUUUUUCCU
Molecule: messenger RNA, 1154 nt
Organism: Meloidogyne enterolobii
Lineage: Eukaryota; Metazoa; Nematoda; Chromadorea; Rhabditida; Meloidogynidae
Source: the annotation of a GenBank genome assembly